ACCACCAGCGCGAGCGGCACGACCUCGGGCGGUGGCGCGUCCGUGACGCGCACGGCGCUGCACGUGUCGCGCAGCCUGGACCCGGCCGGCACGGAGACGCUGGCGGUGCGCACGCGCUCCGGCGACGUCGCGACGCUGCUGGUGAAGCGCCGCGGCGCCAAGGCGGCGACGCCGCCCCCGCCGCGCCCCGUCAGCGUCGCGUCGCCCGCCCUCACCGUCGCCGACGCCGGCGCCGGCGGCUCGGACCGCAGCGUCGCGGUCAGGGGCAAGCUGACGUUCGCCGACCCUCACCACCAGGCGUCGACGCUCGACGUCGUGCCGCGGCCCGUCAAGGUCGUCUUCGGCGAGCAGGCGUCGCCUUCGCCGUCGGCCAAAGCUCUGUUCCUCCAGCCCCAGGACUCCACUGACGGCUCCAGCGUGUCGAUCCGCGUGUCCCCGGUGGGGCUGGUCUUCAAGGACGACCCCCCGGCGGCGUCGACCGGCGGCCGGCAGGAGCGGCUGGUGUCGCAGCCCCUCGGGGUACCGGCGCCGGUCUUCGUGAGCUCCGGGAAGCUGCUGGUGGCCGGCGACGCCUCUGCCAGCAAGGACUCCUCCGAGGACUGGUGGCGCCGCCAGAAGAGCGUCCUCAAGGUGGGCGCCGACGGCAUCCCCGUGGUGCACGGGGUGCGCGUGCCCGACGACGAGUCCGACCGCUUCCAGACUUGGCGCAACGCGCGCGUCGUCGACAACGUGCUCGUGCCCAACGCCUGGGACGCCGCCAACCCUGCAAGGUCGGUAUCUGCGGACCACUCUGGCUGGGAACCGGCCAGGCCAACCCCAGCACCGGAAGCUGCCGGCACCGCAGAGCAGGGAGACGACGGCUUCCAGCCCAUCCUGCAGCGCGUGGCGACGCUGGAGCGCGACCCGAACAGGGACCGCCUGCUGGACUACAUCAGCGCCGUCAACAGGAGGCAUGCCUUCGGCAUCCACGCCAGGAGGUCUGACCCGGCCGCCACCCAAUACCAGCAGUUCAGGGCCAGGCUGCUCCACCACCCCGGCGCGCAGGUCUACCCCACGGCGGCACUGUAUGCUGCAGCGCCACAGCAGAUCAAGCCGCCAAAGGUGCUGUCCUUCGAGGAAGGCGUGCGCCCGCCCGUACUGCACUACGCACACCCAGAACUCGGGGUGCAGCCGGCCAAAGUGGUCCGCAAGAAGGACGAGGACGGCGAAGACGCGGAGGACGAGGGCUCACUGAGUGACGUUGAGGUGGAGCGCGACGAGGACCUCGACCGCAGGAGGGCGACCCAUCCCCACGCCAGGAGGGGAGGCGGCCGGCAGGCGGACCGCGAGGACUCGGAGCGCACCGCGGGCAACUCCCUGGCGCUGUCCUACUUCGCCGACGACAUCCACAGCGACCGCAGCCCCUACGUCGGAGGCUUCGAGGUGGCCGACCCCGAGACGGUGGACAUCACCACGUCCAGGCCCGAGGAGCCCCGCGGCAAGGCACCGCCGCCACAGCAGCAGCAGCAUCCACCCAAGGGUCGGCUGCAGGACCCGGACACUUACGGCCUCGCCAGCGACAAGUACGUCCGCCGCUUCCCGUACGGCGGCUACGUGGACGGCGGCGACAACCUCCACCUGCACCGGUUCGCCCUGCACGGGAAGCCGGCCUACUACUACCCCGUCGUGCAGAGGGUCGAAGAGCGCCCCUUCUGGGAGAAGGUAGCUGAGGCCAUCAGGGAGAAGGUGCAGAUCGGGGUGGAGAGGAUGUCCGACCUGACGCGGCCGGUGAUGGAGCCGCUGGUGGAGGCGACGCACAAGAUCUCGCACAACCUGGGGCUCGGCGUCCAGGCCCCGGGCUCGGGCUUCCAGGACAAGAUGGGCGGCGUGGCGGCGGUGGCGGCGGCGCACCCGGCGCUGCUGCCGGCGCUGGGGCUGGUGGCCGGCGGGGCGGCGCUCGGCCUGGGGGCGGUCGCCGUGGGCCGCUUCCUCGACGUCGACCCCCUGCGCCGCAGCGGCGACGACGCCGGCGCCGACCUGCCGCUGGAGCACAAGCGCGCCCUGCAGGCCGUCGCGGAGACGCUCGCGGACCCCCAGCAGCUGGUCGUCUACCGACCGGGCACCGACGGCUCCGACCAGCGCCCGAAGAGGGCCUCCGGCGACCGCGACCGGGACGUCAUUCUGGUGCUCGAGGAGGCACCCGGUUCACCAGUUAGGACCAAGAGGUCUACACCGGCACUGAGCGUCCCGAGCUUCGACUACGGGCUGUGGACGGGUGCGGCGGCAGCUGGUGGCGCUCCUGCGUUGGGCGGCGAGGACGCGCAGGAGAGAUUCCUGGAGGAGGCGUGGAGUGGUGCCAGCCGCGAUCACAGCGCGGCCCGGCGGGUGGCUGGCGCCGGCGGACCGGAGGCGUGGGCGCACACGCCUUGCGCCAAGAGGCUCUUCUGCGAGGCGCUGCUGUCGCAGUCGCACGACGCCGCGCUCUUCAUGGAGAAGAGGAUGGCCGCCUUCCUCGCGCUGGUCCGUGGCGACGCAUCCGUGACGCACCACCUGAACGACGUCAUGUCGGCCGUGAGGAGGGGGGACUGCUCGGCAUUCGCCUGCUCGUCUCUGCCGGGACCGCGGUAGAUGGCGCCACCCAGCGACUUGUCGAGGCUGCACUGAGGUGGCCACGAGAAGGCGGUGACGCGAGGCGAUCGAGAAGGCAGCGGAGUGCUUCCACCGCCUGUGUCAGAGACGCUAACGGCGACUGGCCAAUGGGCCACACUGUGUGGUGUUCUGAUAACCUAGCGAACUGGAGCCUCUCUACCGCGACUGACGUUCCGUUGACUCUAACGCUCGCAACUGAGAAAUGCCCUGCACAAGGGAAGAGGAGAAUUUACUGUGACACGUACAGUAAGCACGAGCAGGU
Molecule: messenger RNA, 2890 nt
Organism: Schistocerca serialis cubense
Lineage: Eukaryota; Metazoa; Arthropoda; Insecta; Orthoptera; Acrididae
Exons: 8
Source: RefSeq, a predicted model, not a curated record